AUGCGCAACGCGGAAGGGAAGCAGGAGGACAUCGGGACUUACUCAUUCAUCAUCAGCCCGUCAUUCACUCACUUCUUCGAACAGCUUGAUGAGUCCCGCGCUAUGUGGGAGGACCUGAAGCUUUCCACCACCACCGAACUACGACACCAACACGAACGCGAAGUGGUGAGACAAGUGUACCGCCGCCGACCAAAGCGAAAGGUGGAUGAGGACACCGGAAUCGAGCGAAAGGGAAUGGAUGGGAGGGGGAGGAAGGAUGAGCAAGGCCCUCCGACGAAGAGGGCCCGCUUUACUGCCCCUGUCGCGGAAGUCGAAGCCCCGGUUCGAAGAUCAGGACCGGUGACUAGAGCGAUGACCCGUGCAGCCCAAAACACCGGUCCCACCACGAGAGCCGCUGCUCGCCGCAUGCGCGAGGCUGCAGCAUCGAAGAAUCAAACGGCUACCGCCACCGCCACUAAGACCCGAAAAUCCCGCCGUUAA
Coprinopsis cinerea okayama7#130 is the source of this 480-nucleotide messenger RNA. Its product is annotated as other/FunK1 protein kinase. The transcript has a single exon. The record is from RefSeq and is a predicted model, not a curated record. Lineage: Eukaryota; Fungi; Basidiomycota; Agaricomycetes; Agaricales; Psathyrellaceae. The coding region runs from base 1 to 480 and encodes 159 amino acids.